Rhinolophus ferrumequinum (greater horseshoe bat) is the source of this 2791-nucleotide messenger RNA. RefSeq names its product testis expressed 11 (gene TEX11). Gene Ontology annotation, biological process: synaptonemal complex assembly; reciprocal meiotic recombination; male meiosis chromosome segregation. Gene Ontology annotation, cellular component: central element. NCBI's taxonomy places the organism in Eukaryota, Metazoa, Chordata, Mammalia, Chiroptera, Rhinolophidae. The record is from RefSeq and is a predicted model, not a curated record. Gene Ontology annotation, molecular function: protein binding.
AUGGUCAUAGUUCAUAGCACUUUUAACCUUAUUGUUAUUUCAGAGGUCAUUGAAAACCUGAUUAUAAGUGAAGAUUCACCUGGCAUACCUGAGGCAAUUGAUAGACUCUUCAUGGAUAUAGAAAAUGUCAACAGGGAUUCUAUGGCUGAGAUACAGGAUGCUCAGGUUGAAGAAAUGGCAGUGAACCUGUGGAAUUGGGCAGUUACCAAGAGAGUAGGUUUGGUUAUAACUGUCGACGACAAAGCUAAAUUACGACAUGUUGCUUGCAGAUUGAUGUCUAUGUGUGAAAGUUCAGCUGCUUCCGAAGAAGCUCUUCGAAGACAGAUUUUGAUGAAUAUGAAAACAGGAAAAGGAUGGGUGGAUGUUGGAAAUCCUUUGAUGGCUGAUGAAUUUUUUCAAGCUACCAUGGCUGGUCUGGAGCACUUAUAUAACAUUAUAAUGCAGAAGAGCUCCACUGAGGCCCACCUGACUAUGCAGAAGAUUGCUGUGGAGAGAGACGUUUUCAAAGUGCUUUCGUACCAAGCAGAGUCAGCAAUUGCUCAAGAUGAUUUUCCAAGAGCAUCUACAUGUGUAAUGCGCUGUAAAGAUAUGUUGAUGAGGCUCCCUAAAAUGAUCAGAUAUCUUCAUAUUCUCUGUUACAACUUUGGAGUAGAAACCUACUUGCAGAACAAAUUUGAAGAGUGUGCUUUCUGGCUGAGCCAAAGCUAUGAUAUUGGGAAGAUAGAAAACAGUUCUGUUGAGCCAGAAAUGCUGGCCAAAGCUCUACGUUUACUAGCCACUGCUUAUUUGGAUUGGGACGACAGAGAAUAUUACUAUAAGGCUCUCAGCGCUAUAAACCUAGCAAACAAGGAACAUGUAAACCCAGCUGGGCUUCUCUUAAAGAUGAAAAUCAUCUUGAACAACGAAACAACUAAUGAACACCUCAUUGAAGCUGCCAUGGACAUGCUGUAUCUUGAAAUGCCUUUAGACUUCUAUCUGAACCUUAUUAAACUGCUGAUGGAUCAUGAAAGAGAAUCUAUUGGCUUUUAUUUUCUGAAGAUUGUCUGUGAACAUUUUAAGUCAUCAGAAAAUAUUGGAAAAGCUUUACUGUUCCACAUUGACAUACUUUUUCAGAGGAAGGAAGAACUGCUUGCCAAGGACAAGAUUGAAGAAAUCAUUAUAGGUCACCAAACAGGAAGACAACUGACAAUACAAGCAUUAGGCUAUUUACAUGACAUUCUGUGGGAAAAAGCUGCCAGAAGUUUUGAGGUGCAAAAUUACGCUGAUGCCCUAAUCUGGUACUGUUAUUCUCUGAGAGUUUAUGAAUGUGACCAGAGGGAUCUGAACUUGGCCAAGCUGAAGAGGAACAUAGCUUCCUGUUACCCGUUGAAGCAAGUUGAUAAGGCUAAAGAAGCACUGGCAGAAGCUGAACAAUACGAUCCUGCAAAUGUUUUCACUCAAUUUUCAUUCAAGAUUGCAAUCAUAGAUGGCAACUCUGACAGAGCUUUGCAGGCAAUUACUACUUUAGAUAAUUUAUUAGCAACUGAUGAUCCAGAAAAGAAUGAACUACUUCCAGACAGAAGUGCAUCUAUCAUGCUCCUCAGUUUAGCUGCCAAGUUUGCGCUAGAGAACGGACAACAAACUGCGGCAGAAAAAGCUUUGGAAUAUUUGGCUAAAUAUUCACAAGACCUACAGCAAGCCCUUACAGCUUUAAAGUGUUUGUUUCGUCUUGCUUAUCCAAAAGUUUCUGAAAUGCUGGAAUCUGAAGAGAGAAUGGCAGAAAUGGAUAGACUUUUGACUUGCUUGAAUACAGCACUCCUGAAACUUACUCAGUGUUUUCAUGGAAUAGCUCCGCCUACCGACUCAAUGGUUAAUGAAGCUCAUUGGUUUCGAAAAAUAGCUUGGAACUUGGCUGUGCAAUGUUCCAAAGACUUGGUAAGAAUGAGAGAGUUUUUCAUGCUUUCUUACAAGGUAUCCCAGUUUUGUCCUUGUGAUGAAGUAAUUCUGACUUCACAGAAAACAUGUUUACUGAUGGCAUCUUCACUUGACCUACAGCAAGGGAGAAGAGCUUCAACACCUUUUGAACAGACCAUGUUACUGAAUCGUGCACUUGAGCAGAUCCAUAAAUGCAGAGAAAUCUGGAAUCUCCUGAAAGAAACAGGGAACUUCUCAAAUGAUCCAUGUGAGACGUUGCUUCUGCUGUAUGAGAUUGAAGUUAAAGUCAAACUGAAUGAUCCAUUACUGGACAGUUUCCUGGAGCCAGUGUGGGAACAGCCUGACAUAGAAAGUAAAACACUGGAAACAAUCGCAUCAUUAGCGAUGGAAAUGCCUGCAUACUAUCCUUCCAUCGCUCUGAAGGCCUUGAAAAUGGCGUUACUGCUCUACAAAAAGAAAGAAUCAUUUGAUGUUUUCAAAUACAGCAAAUGUCUGCACAGCUUGAUUAACCUCUUAAUCCCAGAUGGGGUACCAAGUGCAGAACUCUGUCCCCUUGAAGAAGUUUGGGGCUAUUUUGACGAAGCUUUGAGCUUUAUUAACCAAAACGAAGACUACCCAGAAAUGGAGAUUGUCAUGCUCAUGGUCAAGUCCUGGAAUACUGGAAUAUAUAUGUAUGGCAGCGGCAAGGGUGUAUCUGCUGAAAAGUGGUGUGGCCUAGGGAUGCGUUUCCUUGACCACCUUCGCCCCCCGCUCAGGGGAAACUAUGAAACUCAGAUGAACAUUCUGUAUAGUCAGCUCGUGGGAGCAUUAGCACAAAACAAGGGCUCAUGUUUCCGUGAAGAGUGAGAGGCGUGCGAGCAGGCAAGCCGACAGCGAC